Messenger RNA from Cuscuta campestris, 2685 nucleotides. The record is from the annotation of a GenBank genome assembly. NCBI's taxonomy places the organism in Eukaryota, Viridiplantae, Streptophyta, Magnoliopsida, Solanales, Convolvulaceae.
CUACACACUUUACUGUUUGUAGCUGAUUGCAAUUUGCAAGCCCAUUGUCUUAUCGCCAACCACACUGAUACCUCCAUCCAUCCUUUUCCUUCUAGUAACAUUUUCUUGAUUGGCCAUUAUAUUACGCAACCCAGCUUACUCGAUCCAGAAACACCGCAACAUUAGUGACCACUUUAUCUGCAAAGAAUUCCGUUUUUGCUGUUGUCAUCUGGCAUAGUUUCCACGCCCUUUACGGAGGGCAGGUGGCCGUGUAAAUACUUGAAAGUCUCAAACCGACCAUUGCAGUGAAAACCCAGAUUGGAGAAUUAUCAAGAAUUGCUAGUGAGAAGUGAUUCUUUGAUGGGAGAGGGGUGUGGGUAUUUUGCCACUGGGUUUCUUGGGCUUGCUUUGUAAGAGAUCUGUCAUUGGGUUGUAAAAAGGGGAAGAGACAUGGUGCUGGGGUUUCUGAGAUCUGGGGUCUAAGGAUUGCUCUUUGAAUCUUCUCUUUGCAAGGGUAUUUUUGACAUACAAGCAGAUGGCUUCUGAUCUAAACAAGGGAUUAUCCAAAGAAACGGACGUCGGCCUUCAAGUUUGGGAACUAAUUGGGAUUAUCAUUGGCUUGUUAAUUGUAGUUAUUCUCUUAGCAUUGACCUUUUAUCUCACUUUAAGAAAGAAGUCUAGAAGACCCAAAGACAAUCUUCCCCUUUGUCAAAUUCCUACUGUUUCUAAAGAAAUCAAGGAAGUUCGGGUGGCGCAUGGAUCAACAAACGAAUUUUCUUCCCACAAUGGGAUUCUUCUUACUAUUCAAGAUAAUUCUGGCAAUAAAGAUUCAGACAAGGUUUUGGUUAAUCUUGGGGUGGGGAGAACAAAGAAUGGAGUUAGUAAUAUUUAUAAUGAUAGUCUUUCGGGUUCUUUUCAUCUGCCUGAAAAGGAUUUUUGUGGGUCCCAUUCGGGAGAAGACGGGAGUUCUGGCAAAUUUUCCGGUUAUAAACCUUAUUCAUCUCGUCCAAUUGCUGCACCUUCUCCAUUAAAUGGUUUGCCUGAGUUUUCCCAUCUGGGGUGGGGCCACUGGUUUACGUUAAGGGAUCUUGAACUUGCCACGAAUCGCUUUUCCAAGGAGAAUGUUCUUGGUGAGGGUGGAUAUGGUGUUGUUUAUCACGGGCAGCUGAUCAAUGGAACUGAAGUAGCUAUUAAAAAGCUCCUCAAUAACCUGUGUGUGCCUUUUGCUCAAUUUUGUAUUUGUAUUUUUGUUGCAGAAAUUUCUCAACUUUUGGUCACACAUUAUUUAAUCAUUCCCAUUUUUGGUCACUGACUUCCAAUUUUUUCAUUUUCGUGCAUGAAUAUGGAUACUUUGCUACUUUUGGUCAUCCACAAUCGCUUACCCGAUGGUAAGUGGUCACGACGACCGGUAGUGACAAGAAAUACCCUAUAAUGCAUCAAAAGUGGAAUCAAUGAAAGUUGGUGACCAAAAGGGGCAAUAUCAUAUUGUUUCAUUCUCUCUACAUAUGAUUUUAGAAGUUCCUGUAAUGCAGAGGUCAAGCGGAAAGAGAAUUUAGAGUGGAGGUUGAAGCAAUCGGCCAUGUGCGCCACAAAAAUUUGGUUCGUCUUUUGGGAUAUUGCAUUGAAGGAACACAUAGGAUUCUGGUGUAUGAGUAUGUAAACAAUGGAAACUUAGAGCAAUGGCUUCACGGAGCUAUGCACCAGCAUGGGUAUCUAACAUGGGAGGCAAGGAUGAAGAUUCUCCUUGGCACGGCAAAGGCUCUUGCCUACUUGCAUGAGAACAUUGAGCCGAAGGUGGUUCAUCGGGACAUCAAGUCAAGCAAUAUACUUAUAGAUGGUGAAUUCAACCCCAAGGUCUCUGAUUUUGGCCUUGCUAAGUUGCUGGGAGCCGGUAAAAGUCACAUCACGACUAGAGUCAUGGGUACCUUUGGAUAUGUGGCUCCUGAAUAUGCAAAUACUGGUCUCUUGAAUGAAAAGAGUGACGUUUAUAGCUUUGGGGUGGUGCUGUUAGAAGCAAUCACUGGACGGGACCCAGUCGACUAUGGACGUCCUCCUCAAGAGGUGAAUCUUGUGGACUGGUUGAAAAUGAUGGUUGGAAACCGACGGUCGGAGGAGGUUGUGGAUCCAAAUAUUCGUUCACGGCCAUCAACCCGAGCUCUCAAGCGGACCCUUUUGACCGCUUUGAGAUGUGUGGAUCCGGAUUCCGAGAAGAGGCCCAAGAUGAGCCAAGUUACACGUAUGCUUGAAUCCGAGGAAUACCCCAUCCCAAGAGAGGACCGAAGGCAACGAAGGAUUCGAGGCACAGAGAGUGAAUCCCAUAUGGAGAACUAUGACAAGAGUGACAACCCGGAUUCACGAUCAGAGAGCAAAAGGAUUGGCGAAGCAUGACUCCCCCCGCCAUUUUGGACAGGCUACUUUGCACAGUACUUUUCGAGAUAAAUAAUACACGCUCUGCAGUAUUGAUGAUAAUAAUAAUAAGAAUAAAUAUUACUCUAUAAGUAAUAAUAAUAAUAGUAGUAGUUGUAGUAGUAGUAAAAAUGGUGUAUUGAUUCAUUUGUAUAAGGUUGGUAGUAUAUAAUAUAGAGAGAGGAAUGGUGAAGAAUAUGCACUCUUAUUUUCCACAUUGAGGUGUUUUGUGUUCUUGUCAUCAAUUAGCCAUAAUGUGACUGAAUUUGAAUUCCUUGGGAAUUAAUGAGAAAAAUUAUG